Messenger RNA from Physeter macrocephalus (sperm whale), 2490 nucleotides. It is a transcript of the gene RGS7, whose product is annotated as regulator of G protein signaling 7. The record is from RefSeq and is a predicted model, not a curated record. NCBI's taxonomy places the organism in Eukaryota, Metazoa, Chordata, Mammalia, Artiodactyla, Physeteridae. Gene Ontology annotation, biological process: G protein-coupled receptor signaling pathway; regulation of G protein-coupled receptor signaling pathway; positive regulation of GTPase activity. Bases 433 to 1842 code for a protein of 469 amino acids. The transcript has 17 exons. Gene Ontology annotation, molecular function: GTPase activator activity. Gene Ontology annotation, cellular component: neuron projection; cytoplasm; plasma membrane.
CCGGGUGUGCAAGGGCCCCGGCUGCGCGCGCUGGGGGCAGGGCGGCAGCUUCCCACAGCGGAGACUGUGGGGCGGUGGGGUCGGAGGGGCCGCGAGGCAGAGCGGAGCCGAGCACCGCCCCCUAGCCAGCACCUACGGACGCCGGGUCCCACGUGACAGUCCCUUCCUCCCUCCCCAGUCGCGCGCACGGGCCGGGCGUCUCGGUCCCGCGCGCGCUCGUGGUCUGAGAGCCCGGGAGCAAAGCGAAGCGAAGGAGGGAGCGGCGGAGCGCGGGCCGUCAGAGCCCUGUGCCCGCGCGGAGGUGAUGAAGCUGGCCGCGCGCUGACACCGCCGCACCCAACCGCCGGGAAGAAGGCGCCUCGGGCCGCGACCUUCAGGAGAAGGGAGGACUGAUAAUUCUUGUAUCUAAGAGUGGACCACGUGUGUGGUGACAUGGCCCAGGGGAAUAAUUAUGGGCAGACCAGCAAUGGGGUGGCAGAUGAAUCACCCAACAUGCUGGUGUACAGAAAGAUGGAAGACGUAAUAGCACGCAUGCAAGAUGAAAAAAAUGGAAUUCCUAUUCGUACCGUCAAAAGCUUUCUUUCCAAGAUACCUAGUGUCUUCUCUGGGUCAGACAUUGUUCAAUGGUUAAUAAAGAACUUAACCAUAGAAGAUCCAGUGGAGGCACUCCAUUUGGGAACACUAAUGGCUGCCCAUGGCUACUUCUUUCCAAUCUCAGAUCAUGUCCUCACACUCAAGGAUGAUGGCACCUUUUACCGGUUCCAAACACCCUAUUUUUGGCCAUCAAAUUGUUGGGAGCCAGAAAACACAGACUAUGCGGUUUACCUCUGCAAAAGAACAAUGCAAAACAAAGCAAGGCUGGAGCUAGCCGACUAUGAAGCAGAGAGCUUGGCCAGGCUGCAGAGGGCAUUUGCUCGGAAGUGGGAGUUCAUUUUUAUGCAAGCAGAAGCACAAGCAAAAGUGGACAAGAAGAGAGACAAGAUUGAAAGAAAGAUCCUUGAUAGUCAGGAGAGAGCAUUCUGGGAUGUACACAGACCCGUGCCUGGAUGCGUAAAUACCACUGAAGUGGACAUUAAGAAGUCAUCCAGAAUGAGAAAUCCACACAAAACGCGAAAGUCUGUCUAUGGUCUUCAAAAUGAUAUUAGAAGUCACAGUCCUACCCACACACCCACACCAGAAACUAAACCUCCAACAGAAGAUGAGUUACAACAACAGAUAAAGUAUUGGCAAAUACAGUUAGAUAGACAUCGAUUAAAAAUGUCAAAAGUUGCUGAUAGUCUGCUAAGUUACACGGAACAGUAUGUAGAAUAUGACCCAUUUCUUGUGCCACCUGACCCUUCUAACCCAUGGUUGUCUGACGAUACUACCUUCUGGGAACUUGAAGCAAGCAAAGAACCAAGCCAACAGAGGGUAAAACGAUGGGGUUUUGGCAUGGAUGAAGCACUGAAAGAUCCAGUUGGGAGAGAACAGUUCCUUAAAUUUCUGGAGUCAGAAUUCAGCUCAGAAAACUUACGAUUCUGGCUAGCAGUGGAGGACCUGAAGAAAAGGCCUAUUAGAGAAGUCCCCUCUCGAGUUCAGGAAAUAUGGCAAGAAUUUCUGGCUCCAGGAGCCCCCAGUGCUAUUAACUUGGAUUCUAAGAGCUAUGACAAAACCACACAGAAUGUGAAGGAGCCUGGACGAUACACAUUCGAAGAUGCUCAGGAGCACAUUUACAAACUGAUGAAAAGUGAUUCAUACCCACGUUUUAUAAGAUCCAGUGCCUAUCAAGAGCUUCUACAGGCAAAGAAAAAGGGGAAAUCUCUCACGUCAAAGAGGUUAACAAGCCUCGUUCAGUCUUAUUAAAAGGAUCAUCUUGUAGCAUGAAAGUGAACUGGAGUCAUUGCAUAUACUUUGUAGUUCUUUGUUGUUACCUGCAGCAGAGGACAUUAGACCAAGAUGUUGCAUGAGCAAAGGACCUGAAUUGUUCUUUCUUUGUGUACAUUAAGGCACUGCCAUCUCCAAGGGACUCUACCAUCUCGAUGCCUCCAUUUCAAAAUGUCUGCUAACUUCCUCCUUGUACUAAGCUGGAUCUGUGUCUUUUCCUUUUUUAACGAUUCAAGUGAAGUAAAUCUUUUUCCCCCCUUUCUCUCAAUCUUAAAGCUUCUUCUAGACACACACAGUUCACUAAAAAUUCAAUCACAAACUGGAAGAAUUGUAAAAGGAAAAAAAGCAUAUAUCAAUAAGUAUACAUACAGCUUCACAUUUAUUAAAUAAAUUAGCACAGAAAGUUUCAUUUCACCAAUAUAUCACAGUCAGAAACAAGCUUAUGUCUUUGUCUGUUGUCUGUAUAUUCUUGGUUAAUGUUUCUCGCAUUUAUUUUUAUACCAUAUUUAAAUGAAACACCUUUUACUCCAAAUGUAUUAAAGUUGAUCCCUUCUCUGUAAAUUUGUGAAUGUUUAUAUUGUUGUUUUAUCUUUCAUUAAAAGAUGCAUAAUCUCGUUGCUUUUGUAA